AAAAGAAAAGAAGGGAAAGAAAAAGAAGAAAAAGGAAAUACCCAUUAGUACCUCUCUUCCUGUUUUGGCUGUCUUCGCUUUGCUUUCCAUGUAAGCCCCUUGGGCUGCUUUUCCACCCCUUCUUGUCUCUUCAUGAAAUUUGCAUCACAGGAGCCCCUCACAGGCUUACACUCUGUUCUGUCUAGCAUUCUUUCACAUGUAGUGUCCAAUUGUAAUGCAUUGUGUUUUUGCUCUUUUUGUUCUAACCGUUUCUUAGAUGAAAACAUUUCAGGCCAUCCUGUUUGCAUCAUUUUUAAGGUAAUCUUUUGAUACUUUCUUUACUAAUGAUCUUAUUAUUUCUGAAGAGUCUCUAGAAAUAGGUUCUUGUAAAUUUCCAGCUUUUGUCUUUGUUGUCUAAGGGGUUGGAUGCAAAUGGUCUAAAUUGUUUAUUCAUCCUCAUUAUAUAGUUGUUGAAAACUGAAACCUUCCUGCAUAGGAAGAAGAGAGAUAUUAUGUUAGAAUUGAUAGUAGGUUUAAUGCAGUAGAGUUUUCCUUAACUUGUCAUGGGGUCUAUCGGUAACCCAAGAACCUGGGUGCCAUACAUGAACACCAAAGACUGCUCUCAAGGUUUUUGUAGCUUGUAUUGUCCACAAUGGUGCUACAUCAUUUUCCCUCCUCCACCUCCCAUAGAAUUUCCUGAUGAUGAUUCAGGCCCAAAUUUCUCCCCUCUUGUGAUUGCAAUCAUUGGCAUUCUGGCCAGUGCUUUUCUUUUAGUAAGUUACUACACAAUAAUAUCUAAAUAUUGUGGGAAUGUUGACCCAUCAAGAAGAAGAGAGAAUCAUGACCCUGGUGAAGUAUUGGAAGACAAUCACAGCCCAUCUGUGCAUGAGCCAUGGCAGACUUCAACAACCGGUUUGGAUGAGGCUUUGAUCAAGUCGAUUACAGUAUGCAAAUACAAAAAGGGUGAUGGUUUGAUUGAAGGAACUGAUUGCUCUGUUUGCCUCAGUGAGUUCCAAGAAGAUGAGAGUUUAAGGCUUCUGCCAAAAUGUAGCCAUGCUUUCCAUGUCCACUGCAUUGAUACAUGGCUUAGGUCUCACUCAAAUUGCCCUUUGUGCCGUGCUAAUAUAAUCUUUAUUAGUGCUUCACCACUUCCAUUGCCACCUGCAGUGACAGAAAGUCCUCCAGGCAAUGAAUCUUUGCAGGAUAGGCAACCCGUGACAAACGAAUAUGCAGCUGCUGCACAAGACUCAGGAAGGAGGAGUAUGCAGGAGGUAGACAGAUUUCAGAGUGAUCUUAGUCGAUUGCCAAAAACCCCAUCGCGUGCUUUCAGCGAUUUAGGCAACGCGCAAGGAAGGGACAGCGUGAUUGAGAUUAGAGAAGAAAGUUAUCAACAGAUGAGAAGAUCAGUUUCCAUGGAUCAUCCAUGUCAAAGCCAACUUUCAGUUGCUGACAUUUUGCAUAUGAAUCAAGAGGAAGACAGCAGAGUCGAAGAGUGCCACUUCUCAUCAGGUAUUGCCGGAUCAUCGAAACAAUCAGCGGAAGGCAGUAAGCUUAGCAAUAAAAUGAGGGUGUUGCACUGUGUAAUGAACCCUGUUGCAAUGAAGAGAUCCUUUUCCAGUGGUAGAUUCUUUCUCACUAGGCAAGGAAGAGUAAGAGAUCCAGCUAUUCCUCUCUAAAUAUAGCUUUCUGACAGAAACCGAUCAUAUUCAUAGCAGUAUAAUCAUGAAGAGGUAAAGAGAUUUUGUGUGACUGUCUUACAUUUAUAUCUAUUUAUUGAUGUAGAUACUCUGUUAGCCUAAGUAAGGACUAUAUAUUAAUCUUCUUAUGAAAUCCAAAGACAUCUCAAUGUGUAAUUUGUCAGUAAUAUUUCUUUCUUUUUCCCA
Messenger RNA from Theobroma cacao (cacao), 1862 nucleotides. RefSeq names its product E3 ubiquitin-protein ligase Os04g0590900. Gene Ontology annotation, molecular function: transferase activity. Gene Ontology annotation, biological process: protein ubiquitination. The record is from RefSeq and is a predicted model, not a curated record. Lineage: Eukaryota; Viridiplantae; Streptophyta; Magnoliopsida; Malvales; Malvaceae.